ACUGGAGGGAACUGGGGAGGAGAGCAAGGUACAAGGGAGGGUUCGUGGAAAAGAGGGCAAAAAGGGGAAAUAGAAAGUGAAGAAUUUUGGGGUCAGAAUCUCAGAUCUGGAGCCGACCGUAAAGGUAAUCUCAUUACCAAGGAAUGUGAAGUUCAGAGUCAACCAGUGACUGGCUCGAGGGCAUACAAAAUGGCACAACCCGAGCUGCCUGAGCCAAGCUUUCCUGACUCAGUUCAGUUCAUUAUUUCCUGAAAAUGUCCGAUAGAGAAGUUCUGGUGAGACUAGGGGAAAGUAGAGGCGCGGCCCCUGCGCUCGGGAAGUUCUCGAAGGAGAGAACCAGGGUCUAGAGGAGAAGUCAGAAAAGAAAGGAGUGAAGCAGGGACGAAGAGAAAGGGAGGAAUUAAAAUAGAAAUGAGGAUGUGCACGUCGAACUCGUGCACAUUCUCUCCCCGGAGACUUAGCUCUUGUUGUACCCUUUGCCUGGCAGGCUCACUUAGAUGUCUACUCCAGCUCAAGUUUCCGCUUGAAGAAAACUUCUCAGACACCCAAGGUGGUCAUCACUCCAUCAGUCUCUUCGUUGCUAUUUUAUAUAUGAAAGCACUUACCACCAACUGACAUGUGAAUCCAGUCCCAACAAGGGGGAGGUACAUGGAAGGCUGGGGGAGGAAACAAGAUCUUGAGCUGAGCAAGAACAUCCCAGCAUCUUCACUGGGCAUCACUGGAGUCUUCUGUGGUUCACUGUUCCAGUGCUACAGAGAUCCCUUAUAUUUCAUGGCAGGAGGGGUGGGUAAAUUUAGGGAUAGUGAAGACAACAAAUUAAUCAAGAGCUUUCCUCGUAUCUCAGAACCUGUCAUCAGUAAGAAUGUCGGAUAGGGUUGACUGGCUACAAAGCCAAAAUGGAGUAUGCAAGGUUGAUGUUUAUACUCCUGGAGAUAGCCAAGCCCAAGACUGGAAAAUGUCGGAUGAAUCCUUGUCUAUUUUUAAGGAAGCAUCAACUGAUCCUAUCAGAGUGCUCAGCUGGCUCCGCAGAGACCUGGAAAAAAGUACAGCAGGGUUCCAAGAUGUUAGGUUCAAGCCUGGAGAAUCCUCACUUGGCGGGGAAAUGAGCAACCCAGGAGGAGACCCCCGCAGUGGUUUUUCUGUGGACUAUUACAAUACCACAACCAAGGGCAGUCCAGGAAGAUUGCAUUUUGAGAUGAUGCACAGAGAAAACCCUGUCCAGGGCCCCAGUGUCCCACUUGGUAAUGGGAGUUCAGUAGAUGAAGUUUCCUUCUAUGCUAAUCGCCUCACAAAUCUAGUCAUAGCCAUGGCCCGCAAGGAGAUCAAUGAGAGGAUAGAUGGCUCUGAAAACAAAUGUGUCCAUCAGUCAUUGUACAUAGGAGAUGAGCCCAUAUCCAACAAAAGCUUGAGUAAGGUGGCAUCAGAUCUGGUGAACAAGACAGUCUCUGCAUGUUCCAAGAAUGCUACCUCAGAUAAGACUCCUGGCUCUGGUGACAGAGCCUCAGGAUUAUUACGGAGUCCCCCACAUUUGAAAUAUAAGACCACUCUGAAGAUGAAGGAGAGCACCAAAGAAAGCAAGGGUCCAGAUGACAAGCCUGCUUCUAAGAAGUCUUUCUUCUAUAAGGAGGUGUUUGAAUCUCGUAACGCAGGUGAUGCCAAAGAGGGUGGAAGGUUAUCUGGGGAGAGAAAGAUGUUCAGAGGGCAAGAAAGGCCUGAUGACUUUACAGCUUCUGUUAGUCAAGGGAUAAUGACCUAUGCUAACAGUGUGGUAUCUGAUAUGAUGGUUUCCGUCAUGAAGACACUGAAGAUCCAAGUGAAGGACACAACUAUUGCCACCAUCCUGCUAAAGAAGGUACUGCUCAAGCAUGCAAAAGAGGUCGUCUCAGAUCUCAUUGACUCCUUCAUGAAGAACCUCCACAGUGUCACAGGGACCCUCAUGACUGAUUCAGAUUUUGUCUCAGCUGUGAAAAGAAGUUUAUUCUCUCACGGAAGCCAGAAGGCCACAGAUAUCAUGGAUGCCAUGCUGGGUAAGCUAUACACCAUGAUGUUUGCAAAGAAACCUCCAGAAAUUAUCAGGAAAACCAAAGACAAGUCUGAGAGUUACUCCCUUGUCUCCAUGAAAGGAAUGGGUGACCCUAAAAAACAAAAUGUAAACUUUGCAUCAAUGAAAUCUGAAGGUAAAUUGAGGGAAAAAAUGUACUCGCCCGCAUCCAAACCAGAAAAGAAGACUUGUGCCGAAACUCUGGGUGAACACAUUAUCAAAGAGGGAUUGAGCUUUUGGCAUAAAAAUCAGCAAAAAGAAGGAAAAUCUCUGGGUUUCCAACAGGCAACAUUUGCAGCUCCCAAGGAUACUUGCAACCUCAGCCCCCCUAUGCAAUGCCGAGAGAAACCUGAGAAUUUUAUGUGUGAUUCAGACUCCUUGGCCAAGGACCUGAUCGUGUCAGCCUUACUUCUGAUUCAGUACCACCUGGCACAGGGAGGAAGCAUGGAUGCACAGAGCUUCCUUGAAGCUGCUGGCAGCACCAACCUGCCUGCCAACAAGUCCCCUGAAGUUCCUGAUGAGUCCAGCCUUAAGUCUCCUCAUAUGGGAAGUGACCAAGAUGAAGCAGAAAAGAAGGAUCUAAAGAGUGUUUUCUUUAACUUUAUCCGGAAUUUACUUGGUGAGACCAUUUUCAAGAGUGACCGUAGCUCUGAACCCAAGGUACCAGAACAGCCAGUUAAGGAAGAAUAUAACUACCAGUGUGAAAGACCUGUAACCCCUUCUUCCAUCAAAUUAAGUGAAGGUGAUGAGGCUGGUGGUACCUUUGCUGGGCUGACCAAGAUGCUUGUUAACCAGCUAGAUGGCCACAUGAAUGGGCAGAUGGUAGAAUAUCUGAUGGAUUCAGUGAUGAAGUUAUGUCUCAUUAUUGCCAAGUCCUGUGACUCUCCCUUGGCAGAGCUGGGAGAUGAUAAGUCUGGGGAUGCAAGCAGGCCAACUUCAGCCUUCCCAGAUAAUUUAUAUGAGUGUUUACCAGUCAAGGGCACAGGGACAGCAGAGGCUGUCCUGCAGAAUGCCUAUCAAGCUAUCCAUAAUGAAUUGAGAGGUAUAUCAGGACAGCCCCCUGAAGGGUAUGCAGCACCCAAAGUGAUUGUCAGCAAUCAUAACCUAACUGACACAGUUCAGAACAAGCAACUCCAAGCCGUACUUCAGUGGGUAGCCGCCUCUGAACUCAAUGUCCCUAUUUUGUACUUUGCUGGUGAUGAUGAAGGAAUCCAGGAGAAGCUACUUCAGCUCUCGGCUGCUGCUGUGGACAAAGGACGUAGUGUAGGUGAGGUCCUGCAGUCGGUGCUGCGCUAUGAGAAGGAGCGACAGCUGGACGAGGCGGUGGGAAAUGUUACACGGCUGCAGCUGCUGGACUGGCUGAUGGUGAACCUGUGAUCGGCGCCCACCCACUGCUUUCCCUUCUCCCCAUCCCUUCUUACUUCCACAGCUCUCCUCUCCAUAUCCUUACAGAGCCCUAUCAUACCACUCACAUCAAAGACACGUCAUCUUAUGCUAGUCACUGGAUUUUGCAGAUUUUCCCGUCCAUGCAAGCAAGGACACAAAAUUAAAAAGAUUACAAUGAAAGGA
Leopardus geoffroyi (Geoffroy's cat) is the source of this 3610-nucleotide messenger RNA. RefSeq names its product A-kinase anchoring protein 3 (gene AKAP3). Gene Ontology annotation, biological process: intracellular protein localization. Gene Ontology annotation, molecular function: protein kinase A binding. The transcript is spliced from 6 exons. Gene Ontology annotation, cellular component: cytoplasm; sperm principal piece. The record is from RefSeq and is a predicted model, not a curated record. NCBI's taxonomy places the organism in Eukaryota, Metazoa, Chordata, Mammalia, Carnivora, Felidae. The coding region runs from base 863 to 3418 and encodes 851 amino acids.